CUUGUAAGUGUAUUUUUAGUGGCAGUUGCAUCUUUUGGAUUUGAUCAGCGUGUACGUCCACAUCUACGGCAAUUUUAAUUUUUCAAAAUUUUUUACCCCGAUAUAACAGAUGGUACGAAGAGGAAAGCAACCAUUAGACACAGGAAGGAACCGCAUACGCCUUACACGUGGUAUCCAAGUAGGUACCGUGCUAUUAUGCGCAGAUAAUUCUGGCGCAAAGAUGUUGAAGGUAAUCGGUGUGAAGGGAGUCAGAGGAAGGCUGAAUAGGCUGCCGGCUGCCACCCUAGGUGAUGUGCUUGUUUGUUCGGUGGUGAAAGGCAAACCAGACCUGAGAAAAAAGAUCGUGCUUGCUGUGCCCAUAAGACAGAAACAGAUUAUCAGGAGGCCUGAUGCGGUACACAUGUACUUUGAGGAUAAUGCUGCCGUGCUGAUUACGAAUAAGUGUGAGUUGAGGGGAACGCAGAUCAAUGGGCCGGUGGCGAGAGAGGCAUGUGAGCUAUGGCCCAAGAUAUCAUCGCAGGCAUCUUCAAGUUUCUAAAUGAAUAAACGAUUUUUAAGGACUA
Messenger RNA from Vavraia culicis subsp. floridensis, 563 nucleotides. RefSeq lists its product as uncharacterized. The record is from RefSeq and is a predicted model, not a curated record. Gene Ontology annotation, cellular component: ribosome; cytosolic large ribosomal subunit. Gene Ontology annotation, biological process: translation. Bases 110 to 538 code for a protein of 142 amino acids. Gene Ontology annotation, molecular function: large ribosomal subunit rRNA binding; structural constituent of ribosome. The transcript has a single exon. NCBI's taxonomy places the organism in Eukaryota, Fungi, Microsporidia, Pleistophoridae.